Molecule: messenger RNA, 1766 nt
Organism: Ooceraea biroi (clonal raider ant)
Lineage: Eukaryota; Metazoa; Arthropoda; Insecta; Hymenoptera; Formicidae
Product: protein Fer3
Biological process (GO): developmental process; regulation of transcription by RNA polymerase II
Molecular function (GO): DNA-binding transcription factor activity, RNA polymerase II-specific; RNA polymerase II transcription regulatory region sequence-specific DNA binding; protein dimerization activity
Source: RefSeq, a predicted model, not a curated record
CACCCAGCGAGCCCAAUGUCACGGCGGUAUCGCGGCGCACGCGUUCUGCGACGAGCAAUCCCUGCGCGUACGAGGGUUCCCGGGGGCGGUUCACCACCAUGGUACACUCGGCGAAGUUUUCGAAAAUGCAGUCUGGUAGAUCUUCAGAAGAACGAAGUCGCCGAUACACAUCGCAGGACGUUGUCCAAGUACGCGCGCGGACAUCCCUUUUUUUUAAUUUUUUUCCGCCCUCUCGUGAGUGAAUCUGCUGGUGCACAUCCGCCCGUCGCUGGACAGGAAGCGGGAUAUGAGCUACACCGAACCGCUGUGGGAGAUCAAUGGAAAUCAAGCACCAAUAUCGGCUUUUGGGUUUUUGCGCGCUCACCUGGACCGAUCUUCUCAGAUGAAAUCUGUUCGCGACAGGUAAUCGCGGCGGAAAUGUCGCAGUACGUCGGGGGUGAACUUGGCAGCUACCCGAUGUGGGACAGUUCGGUUUUGUAUCAGACACAGCCGCCUAGCCAUCCGCACGUUAACGAGCACGGGUUGUACAGGCAACCCUGUGGGUUGCUGCACCAGAGUCGUUACACGCCGAACGGUCGCUCGCCGAAUCUGCCGUCGUCGACGACGAAGAAACCAAGGCGUCGGGUGGCAACGGUAUCUCAGAGAAGGGCGGCGAACAUCCGGGAAAGACGCAGAAUGUUCAAUCUGAACGAAGCUUUCGAUAAGCUUCGCAGAAAGGUACCAACGUUUGCUUACGAAAAGCGGCUCUCGAGGAUCGAAACGCUGCGCUUGGCAAUCACGUAUAUCGCUUUCAUGGGAGAACUCCUCGGCAUUGAACCGAACAGUCCGAAGCCAGACUAUAUACCACGAGAGUACUAUCUGCCAAACUAAAUCUCAAAUGAUGCAAGCUGAUGGUCCUAUCGAAAUGAUGGAACUUCUAGUUUGCGAAACCAGUCUUCCAUUAUCGAUUAGAAUAUUCUAGCGUUAAGUAAAGAUUUUUAUGUAAUUUAACAUAUAUAUAUAUCCGUAAGUAACACUUGUAUGUUCUUUCAUAAUAUUUCCAUGAUAGAUGUAUAGAUAAUUUAUUAUUUAUAUCAUAUUUAAAGUCAUUGUUCAUUGCUCUUUUCAACAUAAUUCUUUAAUAUUCUACAGAAGUUACUGCUAUCCACAAAUCAAAAUGGAGUAUUUACCUAAAUGUCAAUGGAGCUUUUCAAACAUUUUCCAAAAGAUUGAUGUUUCAUCUUAAGAAUAUCGAAAGGGUUGAAAUCUUUGUUGUUGAUCAAAUCUUCUCUCAUUUUACAUAGACAAUAAUCUUGUAAGCCAUACUUUGUCUGAGUGAUUGCAAUCUUCUUAUCUGUAAAUGUUAAGAUUUAGAGAAACAAUUGUGACACUAAGAAACAAUAUUAAAUUCAACUUCCUUCUAUUAUAACAUACGUGUACGUCGUGUAAGAUGAUUUAUUAAAGAAUUAAUAAAGACGAGAUAAGAGUUAUAGCAUGAUGAAAAGUCGAGAGAACUUUUAGAAUUAAGAAGAUUGCAAUGAGAAAAAUAAGAAAGAAGAAAAUAUUUCAUAAAUAUAAAAAUGGAAGGAAGAUUACCUUUUCUAGUAUUAAUCAAAAUGUGUUAUCUUUAGUAAGAUACACCAUCUUACACUGUUCUGCAAUUUUUAAUGUUAAUAAAACAAUCAUUGAAUGUCACUGAUUACCAUAUAAUUGAUGAUUAAUUGGAAUUAAAUGGGUGUAGUAUAAAAAUAAAUUAAAAUAAAGACUUCACGGAGCAUUAUGAAAUC